AUACUGUACUAAUCAGCCUUUAAUCAAUCAAUAUUAGUAUUAGGAACUGUGUAUUAGUAUUAGUUACCCAUCCUAACAUUACAAUCAGAUAUGGCACAAAGCCAAAUGUGACGCCAACCCCUCAAAAAUCUUGGGGCUUUGGGAGUUUGUAUGGACAAUAGGGAGAUCAAGUUGCUUUAUAAAUGUUAGAAAAUGCCAAAAAAAAACAAACCUCCUGAGACCUUCUGUUUGUGCCAGCUCAAUACUGGUUUGUAUUGGACAGGCGAUGGAUACACAGACAGAGCACACACAUAUUUAGCAGGAAUGUUGCAUUUAAGAGAUAACCCCCUGGUACUGGUAUUCAGUGUGUUGAUGGUUGUUUGCUGAUUUAUUUACAGAAAUGCAAACGUGAGGGUAUUUUUCUUGCCAAUGGUCUCUUUCCCUCCCUCUGUUUCACUCCAUCCCUCCUCUCUUUUCCUUUCUUCUUCCUGUAGCAUAGAUCUGAACCAGCUGCAACUCUACUUCAGACACAGUUCAUCCUCACCAUCCCAGAGCCAGCAGGCAACUCAAUGGAGAUUUUUUUCCUCACACCUAAACCCCGGGGACACAGCAUUUAGAUACAUGCAUAGAUCACAGACUGCUCUAUUUUAAAUUUUUAUUCUAACUUCUCUCUAUAACUUAAUCUCCUUUUUUUCCUGACAAAGCCCGUUCUGUUCACCAGCAAACCUCCUAACCUAAUUCAUUAAAUUGUUUCCCUCACAAAAUAUAUAUUUUGUACGUAUAUACCUUAAAACUUUUAAUUUCUUUUAGAUUUAUUGCUAUCUUGCCUUCUACAUAGAACAAACUAUAUUUCUUUUACUGCACAGGCGACUCUCUCUUUUCUUUUUUGUUUACAAUACUUGCCUUCUUUACUUUUCCCAUCUGGGACGUUCGCUGUGUGAGGAUGAGUGAACAGGAAGACGACAAAUCGUGUGGUUUUUCUCUGGAUACCGAAUUUCUCAGAUCGAUGAAAGGAAGAAUUCUUAUUGCUGAGCUGAUCCUCUGCUUUGUGGUCUUCAUCUGCUUUGCUGCCUACUCCUCAUCUUAUUUGGCAGCCCCACUGCUUGAGUUCAUCAUUACAAUUGUCUUCUUCAUUAUUGUCUCCAGCCGAUACCACCUUCGCUUGGCAGCUCUCAACUGGCCUUGUAUGGAUUUCCUACGUUGUGUCUCUGCGGCUUUAGUUAUUCUGGUUGUUUCUGCGGUGGCUGCAGCUCGUGGGGCAGGAGACGGUGCAGCAAUUACAGCAGCACUUUUUGGAUUUUUGUUAGUUUGUGUAUUCUGCUAUGAUGCAUUCACCAUUUACAAAUCAGAGGCCACGGCAAACACGACAGAGACAAGAGACGGCGAGUAGGACCUAAAAUUUAUCUGAAAGGACAUGGAAUUGACCAUCACCAGUCAUCUCAACUCUGCUGAUAACAAAUUGUCACAUGUCUUGGACAUAUUAUUUUCAGAAAUCCUGGAAUAUCUGUGCCUGGUUUCAUCCAAAAUCCAGGUGAACCACAGGGUUCUCGGCAUAUUGAUCAUAAACAUAUAAAUGAGAAGAGAAUGCUCAAGUACAAAUUUUAAGUUAUUUACUACUCUAGUUACCAGAGGUUUAUUGGCAUACAUGAUUGCAGUAUUAGUAAGUUAUUCAUAAUACUCAUUACUUUGUUGAUCUUUAUAUAUGAAUAUAGUAUACCAAAUGUAUGAUGAGAACUCUCAUCUCAGAAUCCUUGGAAGCCCCAAAGAUUCAGCUUCUUUUUGAGUGGUCUAUACAUCGCAUACACCAAUGAUUUACAAAUUCCCAGGUCUUUUUUUGGGGGGUUGUCCAGCAGGAAGCCUAUGGGCACUAAUAGACCCCAGGUUCCUAAAGACCUUUUUGGAUGUUGUGAUUUUAUUAUGUCAUCCCUCAAAUAUGAACUAAUAAUUAUGUAUUUCCAGCAUAGACAUUUUUGGAUAAUGUCACAUGGUAUGUUUUUUGUCUCCCAUGCUUAAUCUUCUCUAGCGUGGAUGUCCACCUGUUUAACAAUACAAUUUCAUGGGUGUCAGUGUGACUCGCCACUAGUAGUAUAACCAUUUUAAAAUCAUAAUAAUUCUAUUUCUGCAAAUGAUGUGACCGACAAGCUUUAGUGGCACACUGAAAACAACAGAAAGGUAUUUUAGGACAUUUUGUAUGUACCAUGUAUGUACCAUGUGCCAUUAGCCUUUGGGCAGUGGCACAUAUGAGCCAAUUUUUCUACUAGUAGAAAUGUGUACCAAAAAUCCAAUAAAAUUGGUACAUUUCUGUCUGCUGUGAAACCUAAAGGCCAUGUCAGAUGAGGAUGUUUUUUCACUAGGAGAGAAAAUGCUGAUCUGCUUGCUUCCUGCCAUAACAUCACUGUGCACUGACCUGUUUGUGUACCACCACGAUUAUUUUGGGCAGAAAGUACCAAAAUACAUCUAUGAUGUGCCUGUAAGUGCACAGUAAUGUCAGGAUGGAAGGAACUGGAUCAGUGUUUUCUCUCCUGGUGUAAAUUCACCAGCAAAGAGAAUGCCUAACAUGACCCUAAAGCUGGCCAUAGAUGUUGAGAUUUUUAAAACAUCCGAUCAUCAUCAUGAGACCACGAUUAUCUCGGAACAAUCGUACGAUCGUACGAAUUG
This is a messenger RNA of Xenopus laevis (African clawed frog), 2637 nucleotides long. It is a transcript of the gene cmtm5.S, whose product is annotated as CKLF-like MARVEL transmembrane domain containing 5 S homeolog. Lineage: Eukaryota; Metazoa; Chordata; Amphibia; Anura; Pipidae. The record is from RefSeq and is a predicted model, not a curated record. The coding region runs from base 923 to 1369 and encodes 148 amino acids. The transcript is spliced from 5 exons. Gene Ontology annotation, cellular component: membrane.